Messenger RNA from Knipowitschia caucasica, 327 nucleotides. The record is from the annotation of a GenBank genome assembly. Lineage: Eukaryota; Metazoa; Chordata; Actinopteri; Gobiiformes; Gobiidae.
AUGCUGCUCGGCCUCCUCUUCCUCUGCUCUCUGGACACUCUGAGCUCUGCCUUCCAGUUAACCGGGGGGAAAGUAUCUGGAGGCAUUUUCCAGGACAAUGUGGUGCUGUCCAACUCCGUGGCGGGGCUGGUGGUGGGGAUCCUGGUGACGGUGCUGGUGCAGAGCUCAUCCACUUCCUCCUCUAUAGUGGUCAGCCUCGUGGCCUCCGACUUGCUGGAGGUGAGGCUGGCUGUUCCGAUCAUCAUGGGAACCAAUAUUGGGACUUCAGUCACGAAUACCAUUGUGGCCAUGAUGCAAGCGGCGGAGAGAAGCGAGUUUGAGCGGUAA